UCUAGUUUUGUGCAAAUCGUCAAGGAAUCCGCACGAUAGCCAAAAAGGAAUAAAAAAAAAACCUAUUAUUAUCUUAAAAUGUUUAAUUUUUGAACACCAUAAGAAGUUAUCGAUGAUAAACAAGGAUUGUAUAAGUAUUUUUACAGUAUCUGCGAUUGUCAAAGUUGAAAAAAUAUCGAGGUUAAAGCUGUUCAUACUGAAAAUCACUAUAAACAUUCCAGCAGUACUUGGUUAAAAAAUCUUCAAAACAACCGUUGGUAGAUAUUGAAAAUUUUUAAUAUUCGUCUUGAGAAUCACCGUUGCAUAUAUCUUUUACUUGAGUGAUUAUUCAUAAGACAACCGAGGAUAAAAUGCCCCGAACUAAACAAGUACGCAAACGGAGCUCAAGCCAUAAUGUGACUGACGAAAGUGAUCUGUUAAUUAAAGAUUGUGAGAAAAAAGUAUUAAUGGGUGCUCGAAAUUCAGAUGCUACUUUUAAUACAGUAAUAGAUGGCAUGAAAAAUCAUAUUGAUACUGCACUAUUUCGUAUACCGCCAGAGAUAAGGAAAAUGACAUUAGGCCAUUUGCUCAAUCUUGGUGAAGGUUCAAAUGAAAAUAUAAAUCCAAAUGAAGAAUCUUUUAAUAAUGACCAAACACGUAAUAUUUUUAUACCACAGUCAUCAAUUAAAUCAACGAAAAUUCUCAAACGACAAACUGCAGCGUCUACUGAUGACGGAUACGCUACUGAAGCAGGAACAAAAAAAAAAUCUUUUCAUGAUGCGUCCAAAUCAAAAUCUAAAACAAAAGUUACACGUCCAAGUCGAGCUACCCGCAGCAGUUCAACAGAUGAAACUCGAAAAUUAGAACGAUCUCUAUCAGCUUCAAAUAAUAGAAGUACGUCUAAAACACGAAUUGCAAAAAAAAUGUUUACUCCUACUACUUCAAAACUCCCCACACAGUGUCACGUUAUCACACCUAAAAUUGAACCAAACACUCCAAUGAAUAUUCUUCGACGACCACGAGAAGGUGAAGUUGCUUUAAGUAUGCAAGGAAGUCCAUUAUUAGUUUCUGCUGUCUCUGGGGAUCGUAUGGCAAGCAUUAAUGUUCCACUUAACAAUGGGAACGUUAUGUCUCUUUUGCCUAAAGACGGAAAAUUAAGACUUUCUAAUUUACCUGGAUUAGAUGAAGAAUCAACAAAGCAAUUAAAAAUACUAAAAGAACAUCUUGAAAAAGUUAUUGGGAGCAAAUGAUUGAUAAACAUACGAGGAAUUAAAGCUUACUAUGGUUAAAUUAAAACAAAAUAUAGUAUCUUUAAACGUUAAAGAAUCUCACUUGAAAUACACUUGAAAAAAAAAAAAUAAUAAUAAUAAUAAUAAUAAUGAGUAUUUCUGAAUAAUUUUUAUCAUAAGGAAUGUUUUAACAUGUAGAGAGAAAAGAAAAUUUAUUAGACACUUCAUUUUGUACGGAUAAAUAGAUCAUUCUUGGUAUUUUUAUA
Molecule: messenger RNA, 1474 nt
Organism: Microplitis demolitor
Lineage: Eukaryota; Metazoa; Arthropoda; Insecta; Hymenoptera; Braconidae
Gene: borr
Product: borealin
Exons: 2
Coding region: 351-1229 (292 amino acids)
Biological process (GO): mitotic sister chromatid segregation
Cellular component (GO): spindle midzone; chromosome passenger complex; chromosome, centromeric region
Source: RefSeq, a predicted model, not a curated record